CACAGCUCACAGGCACUGAGUCAGUGUAGGAGGAAGUCAAAGCGAGAUGGGUCUCCUUAUAAUUCUCCUCCUCACUUGCUUAUCUGCUGCUGCUGAGCGGAUUCCUAAGUUUCUGAUCACCGCUCCCAGUGAGGUCCACGUUGGCCAGAACGAGACGAUCACCGUACAGGUCUUCGAGUGGUCUUCCGAUGUUUCGAUCUCCGUGCACUUUGAGGAGCAGAUCACAAAUGCCGCCUUGUCUCGGGUGUACUCAACAAACCUCAGUCGAGAGAACAACUUCACCCAAAUAGUCCACAUGCAGAUCCUUCCAAAGGAGGCCCUUCACCUGAACCUGAACGAGGAACAGUAUGUCAGGAUUGUCGCUGAGAUUCCACCAUUCCUCAAGACAAAAACAGCUUCAAUCCGCCUCAAAUCCAGACCUUAUUUCAUUUAUAUAGCGACUGAUAAACCUGUAUACGCUCCUGCCGAGACUGGUAAAUAACAGAGCCUUGGAAAG
Messenger RNA from Leucoraja erinaceus (little skate), 496 nucleotides. RefSeq names its product alpha-1-macroglobulin-like. The record is from RefSeq and is a predicted model, not a curated record. NCBI's taxonomy places the organism in Eukaryota, Metazoa, Chordata, Chondrichthyes, Rajiformes, Rajidae. Gene Ontology annotation, biological process: complement activation. The coding region runs from base 47 to 481 and encodes 144 amino acids. The transcript is spliced from 4 exons.